Glycine soja is the source of this 2446-nucleotide messenger RNA. RefSeq names its product heat shock 70 kDa protein-like. Gene Ontology annotation, cellular component: cytoplasm. NCBI's taxonomy places the organism in Eukaryota, Viridiplantae, Streptophyta, Magnoliopsida, Fabales, Fabaceae. The transcript has a single exon. Gene Ontology annotation, molecular function: ATP-dependent protein folding chaperone; heat shock protein binding; misfolded protein binding. The coding region runs from base 241 to 2199 and encodes 652 amino acids. The record is from RefSeq and is a predicted model, not a curated record. Gene Ontology annotation, biological process: cellular response to unfolded protein; protein refolding.
ACUUCUGGAACAUAAUCAAACACUCCAGAAGUCUCUAGCCAGCUCUGAUACUUUCUUUCGUAAAUUCUCGAACUCACUCUGAAAUUUCUAACGGUGACAAUAAAUUGCGUUCCCGGUUCUCUCUCUCCUCGCUCAUAGUUACUGCACAUACGAAACUACUCUACAAACACAACAAAACUCUCCAAUUCUGAAGAUUUUCUUAUCUCUUGUCUUUGAAACUAGAAGCUCCGUGAUUGAUCAAUGGCGACAAAAGAAGGCAAAGCCAUAGGCAUAGACCUCGGCACGACCUACAGCUGCGUGGGCGUGUGGCAAAACGACCGCGUUGAGAUCAUCCCCAACGACCAAGGCAACAGAACCACCCCCUCCUAUGUCGCCUUCACCGACACCGAGAGGCUCAUCGGAGACGCCGCGAAGAACCAAGUCGCGAUGAACCCGCAGAACACCGUCUUCGACGCCAAGCGUUUAAUCGGUCGCAGAUUCUCAGACUCUCCUGUUCAAAACGACAUGAAGCUGUGGCCGUUUAAGGUCGUGGCGGGACCGGGCGACAAGCCCAUGAUCGUGGUCAAUUACAAAGGCGAGGAGAAGAAAUUCUCUGCGGAGGAGAUAUCUUCAAUGGUGUUGGUGAAGAUGAGAGAAGUAGCAGAGGCGUUUCUCGGACACGCGGUGAAUAACGCGGUUAUCACUGUCCCUGCUUACUUCAACGACUCUCAGAGGCAGGCGACGAAGGACGCAGGGGCAAUUUCGGGUUUGAAUGUGUUGAGGAUUAUCAAUGAACCUACCGCUGCUGCCAUCGCGUAUGGAUUGGAUAAGAAGGCUUCGAGAAAAGGUGAACAGAACGUGCUUAUUUUCGACCUUGGUGGUGGCACUUUUGAUGUUUCGAUAUUGACCAUCGAGGAGGGGAUUUUCGAAGUGAAGGCCACUGCUGGUGAUACUCAUCUUGGAGGUGAAGAUUUUGAUAACAGAAUGGUGAAUCACUUUGUUUCUGAAUUCAGAAGGAAGAACAAGAAGGACAUUAGUGGGAAUGCUAGAGCGUUGAGAAGGUUGAGGACAGCGUGUGAGAGAGCAAAGAGAACACUCUCUUCUACCGCGCAGACAACUAUUGAAAUCGAUUCUUUAUACGAAGGGAUUGAUUUCUAUGCUACAAUCACGAGGGCGAGGUUUGAGGAAAUGAACAUGGAUUUGUUCAGGAAGUGCAUGGAGCCGGUGGAGAAGUGUUUGCGUGAUGCCAAGAUAGACAAGAGUCAUGUUCAUGAGGUUGUGCUUGUUGGAGGGUCCACUAGGAUCCCCAAGGUUCAGCAACUCUUGCAGGAUUUCUUCAAUGGGAAAGAGCUUUGCAAGAGCAUUAACCCCGAUGAAGCUGUUGCAUACGGUGCUUCAGUUCAAGCUGCCAUCUUGAGCGGUGAAGGAGACGAGAAGGUUCAGGAUUUGUUGCUGCUGGAUGUUACACCUCUCAGUCUCGGGCUCGAAACUGCGGGUGGUGUUAUGACUGUACUAAUUCCGCGGAACACUACAAUUCCCACCAAGAAGGAGCAGAUUUUCUCAACCUAUUCCGAUAACCAACCCGGGGUGUUGAUCCAAGUGUUCGAAGGAGAACGAGCUAGAACAAAGGACAACAAUCUUCUUGGGAAGUUUGAGCUUACUGGGAUCCCUCCAGCACCAAGAGGAGUGCCUCAGAUCAAUGUCUGCUUCGACAUCGACGCUAACGGGAUUCUGAAUGUCUCUGCAGAGGACAAGACUGCUGGUGUGAAGAACAAGAUCACGAUCACCAACGACAAGGGUAGGCUGAGCAAGGAGGAGAUUGAGAAGAUGUUGAAGGAUGCAGAGAGGUACAAGGCGGAGGAUGAAGAGUUGAAGAAGAAGGUGGAGGCGAAAAACUCGCUUGAGAACUACGCGUAUAAUAUGAGAAACACAAUAAAGGAUGAGAAGAUUGGAGAGAAGUUGAGCCCGGAUGAGAAGGAGAAGAUUGAGAAGGCUGUGGAGGAUGCGAUACAGUGGUUGGAGGGGAACCAGUUGGCGGAAGUGGAUGAGUUUGAGGACAAGCAGAAGGAGUUGGAAGGGAUCUGCAACCCCAUCAUUGCGAAAAUGUACCAGGGUGCUGCUGCUAGACCUGGUGGAGAUGUUCCUACGGGUGAUGAUGACAUGCCUGGUGCUGGUGGUGCUGGUUCUGGCGCGGGACCUAAGAUUGAAGAAGUUGACUAAGCUUGUGCAUGUGACUAACUCAAAAACUUUGGUUAGGUUCUUGUUAUUUGGUCUAAUAAUGUAAGUUUUAGUGAUGAUGUAAGGUUUCAGGAAUCGUGAAUAAGGUCUUUUUUGCUUCAUGUGAUGAGUGUAAUAUCAGAGAUGGAGUUGAGAUUAAUGUAAUUUUUUAUACAGUUUGGGCUUUUAAUGUAUGUUUUGAUUCAUAAAAACUUUGUUCCUUUCUACUUGAUCGAUUCCCCGGAGAAAA